ACCUUUACCCUUCACCUCGACGAUUGCUCUCAAAUUCUCAAUUUUCGCGAAACGCAAAAUCCCAGUCGAGCCUAAAGAACCCAACCCUAAUUCCAGUCUUCGUCAUAGUUCGAACGCAGUCUCCGAUUCUCGCCCCAUCUUUCCUGAUGGCCACUGAAUCAGAGAAAUCAAACCCCAGUAUCCUCGCACAAGAAACCCCUAAGGAAACCCUAGACCAUGAGGUCUCGCCCAUUGCCAAACCAGAUCUGCACGAAGAUCCGCCCAGUAGUACUCCCACUCAAGUUUCUUCUGAUUCCACCGUUCCUUCCGGCACCGUCGAGUCUCGGAAGGACGGCGAGGAUUCGAAGAGCACGGCAGCCACGGCGGGCUCGCCAGCGGGGGAUGAUGGCCCGGUUUCCAGUAUUCAGAAGAAGAUGCGCCGAGCCGAGCGAUUUGGUAUUUCUGUGCAACUCACCGAAGAAGAGAAGCGUAAUUCCCGAGCAGAGAGGUUUGGUACUGGGUCCACAUUGCAUGGUUCAGAGGCAUCGAAGAGUUCAGAGGUGCUGAAGAGAAAGGCUAGAGCUGAGAGGUUUGGGCUUCAGGAUACGUCUGUGGCUACUGAUGAGCAAGCAAAGAAGAAAGCUACUCCUGAUGAGCAAGCAAAGAAGAAAGCUACUCCUGAUGAGGAAGCAAAGAAGAAGGCUACUCCUGAUGAGGAAGCAAAGAAGAAAGCUACUACUGAUGAGGAAGCAAAGAAGAAAGCUCGGCUUGCCAGGUUUGCACCAGUCUCUAAGACAGAUACCUUGGAAGAAGAAAAAAGGAAAGCAAGGAUGAUCAGGUUUUCAAACCCUCCAUCAAAUUCCUUAUCACAAGUGAAUGGCAAAGGGGAUGUGGAGCCGCAGGCAGCUCUCGCAGGCAAGGCUGGAGGAGGGACUUGAAUUGAGACAUGCUUUUCAAUAGUUCGGUGUUUUUGCUUUUUUGAUUUUCUCUAUGGCUUCUAUACGCAUUCCUUCUUUCCGUCAUGUGGAUUCCCAGAUGCAGCACUUUCCGUUAGACAGAUACUUUUCUAGCACUGAACAAGAUUUUGGUCAUGAAGUUCUCUCAUCCUGGAUGUGUUUUAGUAAUGGUUUACUUGGUGAGACCUAGAGUAAUUUAUGACUACCUACUUAGUGUUAAUUAUCUCAGAGUCUACGAAGAAUAUCAGAAAUUCGAAAUUACCAAGUAGGUGAAAUUUAACAUUUUAGAUUUUUCAUUUUUCAAAUUAACCCAGUAUCUGGUAUCUGCUGACAGUAGCAUAAUCAUGAUCAUGUGGCAUGGCAGUACUAAGUAGGUUUUGUGAGUUUAUCAUCAUCUGAUCCAAGAUUGGUAGUGUCAAAAUUUGCUGUAUUGUUUUGCUAUUAGUAGUGAAUGUUUUUUGUGGUAGAACUAAGUAAAUUAGGAUAUGGGCCCUUUAAGAAAAGGAAUUACUCAGAGUGUGCUCUAUUCUGGUUGGAUUGAACUAGGAUUUAGGAAAAUUUCAUCUUUGCAGUUUUAGAUUAGGUGUCAACUUUUGACAGCAGGACCGGUAGUGCACUCAACCUAGAACUAGAUGCAUAAUUGCUUGUGCUCUGCUGAGAUCAGGACUCUGUGACUGGCAUGCAUAAUUUAAUAUGUUUUUUGAGCCAUAUUUGGGUGUGUUUCCACCUGAAAAGGGUGAGGGAACAGGGGAAGAGAAAUUGUAUUGGCGUUGAACUAUUCUGCAUUUGUUCUGCUCUCCAAGUGGGGUUUCGUCUCAUGUCUUAUUUGAUGUUAGUGCAACACAAGAUUUUUUUAUCCUACUAAUCAUGGAUCAGAUCUUACUAACUCAUGCUUGUUAUGUCUUACCAUUUAAUCUAGUGCAAAUUUCUUUGGGAAAGAUCUAAAAGGCAUAUGCUACUUAGUACUGUUGUCCAACACUUGAUCAUGAGAACCAUUUCCCGAAUGCAUGAGUAAAUUUUGAAAGGUAAAUUUGUCAGAUGGGAUUGAAAACCAUUUCGUAAAGUAAUAGUUGAGUUCUAUCAGAAUUUCUGAUGUUCCUGGUUUGUAAUUUGAGAUAAUUGCACUAUUGGGAGGUUCUUGUUAAUUUUCUUAGGUCUCACUGGGAGAACUUCACAAUCUGCAAGGUAGGAUUUCUGGAAUGGAGACUACUGUGAUAACUAGGUUUUUUGUCAUUAGCUUGUAAUUUUGUAGAUUUUCAAUGUGAAGCUUUCAUUCAAUGAACACUGGAAAGUACCCUGCAUCUGUGGAAAUUCUUGUUGAAUUAUUGUCAGAUUAGAUGGAAUGUAAGGACCUUUUUACUUGCUAGAGGAUAUCAACAGAUUCUUAAUGUGCC
Corylus avellana is the source of this 2329-nucleotide messenger RNA. It is a transcript of the gene MOS11, whose product is annotated as Protein MODIFIER OF SNC1 11. The record is from RefSeq and is a predicted model, not a curated record. Gene Ontology annotation, cellular component: nucleus. NCBI's taxonomy places the organism in Eukaryota, Viridiplantae, Streptophyta, Magnoliopsida, Fagales, Betulaceae. Gene Ontology annotation, biological process: poly(A)+ mRNA export from nucleus.